This is a messenger RNA of Rhizophagus irregularis DAOM 181602=DAOM 197198, 1644 nucleotides long. RefSeq lists its product as uncharacterized. The record is from RefSeq and is a predicted model, not a curated record. NCBI's taxonomy places the organism in Eukaryota, Fungi, Glomeromycota, Glomeromycetes, Glomerales, Glomeraceae.
AAUAUGACAUGUUCAAAAAUAUUUUCAGGAGAAUUACCUGAAUUAACAAAUGAAAUUAUAAAAUAUUUUCAGAAUGAUUUUUCAACUUUACAUUCAUGUAUUUUGGUUAAUAGAUUAUGGUGUCGUUUAGCGAUUCCAUUAUUAUGGAAAAACCCAUUUUCAAUAUCUACCGGAAAUUAUAACUUUAUUGGAAUUUAUUUACAUAAUUUAAAUGGUGAAUUAAAAAUUAAAUUAAAUAAAUAUGAUAUUGAUAAAUUAUUACCUACGAAUAUACUUUUCAAUUAUCCUAAUUUUAUAAAACAUUUGAAUAUACAUGAAUUUAUUUCUUCUGUUGGGAAAUGGUUUGAAGUUUCCGUUGGAACUUUAAAACAUAGAAUCCAAUAUAUAAUGAAAAAUGAUCCACAUUAUUCACAUUUAGAAACUGAUUUUAAAAGAUUAGUUCAUGAGUCAUUAAUUAAUAUAUUUAUUGAAAAUAAAGUGAAUUUAUAUACUCUUGAUAUUGAAAUCUCAACUUAUUAUACUUUAUAUUUUAGUGAUAUUCUUGAAAUAAUUUUACAAAAUACAAAUUUCAUUCAAAAUAUUAAAUAUUUAAAACUUUAUACUUGUAGAACUCCUGGUUUCUUUUAUCUUGAUAAUAUUAAUGAAGAUAAGUUAACUAAAUAUCGAAUAUCACAAAUAAUUAAUUUACAUCAAAAUCUUAAAAAAAUUGUAAUAGAUACCAAUGAUUUUCUUUUAUAUAAAUCAUUAUUAUUAUCAAAAGAUUCUAAUUGCUCAAAUACUUUAAAUACUAUAAUAUUAUAUUCUAUCAAUUUUAAAGGUAUAAUUAAUUUAUAUGAAUUAUUUGAACAAUUAAAUGUUUUAGAAUCUGUUCAUAUUAUUUAUUGUUACCCUAUAAAUAUAGAGUUUAUUCAACAAAUUAUUAAUUUAUCUAAACCAUUUAAAUUAAAAUCUUUAUUUAUAAAUAAGAGCUCACAAAUUGAUGAAUCAUUAGAAUUAUUAUUACAAAAAUCUGGUGUUUAUUUAGAAAAUUUUGGGUCCUAUCUACUUGAUGAUAUAUCAUCCAAACAACAAUCAUUAGAAUUAAUUACAAAAUAUUGUAGAAAUAUCAAAUUUCUUGAUUUAAAUGAAUAUGAAAGUCAUAUUAUUUAUUCAAUAUUAAAUUUAAUUGAUAAUAUUAAACAAAAUCUUAGUUAUCUUUCUAUUAAUAUUUAUCAAUCAUUAAUAUUAGGUGGUAAUAAUGAUGAAUGUAUCAAAUGUAGUUCAUUCAUAUUACAAAAUUUAGGACAAAUUCUCCCUUCAAAAUUAGAAUAUUUAAGUUUAACUCUUCAAGUUAAAGUAAACAAUUUUGAAUUAUUCUUAAAAAGUAUUCAAAAUAUUUUUAUUAAAAAAUUGCUAAUCAAUAAUAAGGAUGGUGAUGAUAUUUUACCCUAUAUAAAACAAUAUAUCAUGAAAAAGGAAAGAGUCAAUUAUUUGGCAAUUAAAAUUUCUUCCUAUAGAAAUGGUUUUUAUUAUUAUAAUUUUAAUAAUAAGGAUUUAUCUUAUUUGAAAGAUGAAGUGGAGGAAUUUAGGUUAUCUAAUAUUAAAGUACAAAAUUAUAACGAUUCAAUUAUAGAAGUUUAUGAUUAUAUAAAGGAAACUGAUUAA